GUCAGCUGAUCUGCUUCAGGAGGAUCUGUUUUCUUGGACACCCUUGACGUCAUCUCUCAAAGUAUGUCUACUUUAGAAAGUUUAACUCAGGCAGCGUCUGACAGUAUUGAUAAAGCUGCUACUGAGCUCAAUAAUCUGAGCCAAGAAAUUUGGAAGAAACCAGAACUCAAUUUCAAAGAAUAUCAUGCUCACCAAGUAUUGAGCGACUUCUUAGAGAAACACGGCUUUAAUGUGGAAAGACAUUAUCAUCUGGACACUGCAUUCCGAGCUACUUAUGGUAAUGAAGAUGGUUUGAAUGUAUGCGUGAUAUGCGAAUAUGAUGCAUUACCUGAAAUUGGACAUGCAUGUGGUCAUAAUUUAAUAGCAGAAUGUGGAGCUGGUGCUGGAUUAGGAAUCAAGGCAGCCAUGGAAGCUGCUGGGAAACCAAUGGGAAAGUUGACUGUGUUGGGAACACCGGCUGAAGAAGGUGGUGGCGGUAAACUUAAUCUGAUUGAAGCUGGUGUGUUUAAAGAUAUUGACAUUGCCAUGAUGGUUCAUCCUGUGAACAGAACAAAUACUGUUCGCCCGAUUGCGUUGUCAAUAAUACAAAUGAGUGCGGAUUUCAUUGGUAAAGCUGCCCAUGCAGCGUACGCACCAUGGGAAGGCAUCAAUGCUUUGGACGCCGCUGUGUUGUUUUACCAGAACAUGUCAGUCAUGAGACAACAAAUGAAAACGACUUGGAGAACUCAUGGGGUGAUUACAAAUGGUGGUGUCAAGCCCAACAUCAUACCUGAGAAGACAAGAGUUGAAUACUAUCUACGUACACCAACUGUGUCUGAACUGCAAGUAUUACAAGGGAAAGCCAAAAGAUGUGCGGAGGGGGCUGCACUGUCAACAGGAUGCACGGUGGAAUGCAAAUUCCAUACACAAUACAAUAACAUCGUCUCGAAUAGGACACUGGCUAAUAUAUUUCAAUCACAUGGUGAAGCUCUCGGGGUGAAGUAUAUUGCAGGUAAUAUAGCAGUUGGUUCAACCGACAUGGGAAAUGUGACGUACGAAGUACCAGGUAUUCAUCCAAUGUACGGACUGGCUACUGAUAGUGUUAAUCACUCACAGGGAUUCACUGAAGCUACAGGUGCACCUGAAGCCCAGGAACCAACAUUGACCAACGCCAAGGUCAUGGCGUAUACGGCGCUGGAGGUUCUAUAUAAAGGGGAAGACAUCAUGAAACAAAUUAGAGAAGAUUUUAAAGAAGAUAUGAAAAUUAAUUAG
Molecule: messenger RNA, 1251 nt
Organism: Saccoglossus kowalevskii
Lineage: Eukaryota; Metazoa; Hemichordata; Enteropneusta; Harrimaniidae
Product: peptidase M20 domain-containing protein 2-like
Molecular function (GO): dipeptidase activity
Source: RefSeq, a predicted model, not a curated record